Vicia villosa (hairy vetch) is the source of this 2808-nucleotide messenger RNA. Its product is annotated as outer envelope protein 80, chloroplastic-like. The transcript is spliced from 17 exons. Bases 193 to 2196 code for a protein of 667 amino acids. Lineage: Eukaryota; Viridiplantae; Streptophyta; Magnoliopsida; Fabales; Fabaceae. Gene Ontology annotation, biological process: chloroplast organization; embryo development ending in seed dormancy. The record is from RefSeq and is a predicted model, not a curated record. Gene Ontology annotation, cellular component: outer membrane.
UAUGGGCUAUAAUCAAAGCCCAGUAGAAUAACAGGCCCACCUCCGUCUUAACACUGAAAAACCUCGUCGGAGAAUCAGAGAGGCGUGAGCGGUUAACGAAGCAGCUUCAACCGCUGCAAAGGCAACCACCGCACAUCACUCUCUCCACAUUCAAAUUCUGCAUAUGCAAAACGACGCAUAAAUUCCACCACAAUGCCUCGAAACGACGACAUCCGUUUCGUUUCUUCUUCCAUCAAAAUCCCUCUCCCUUCCAAACCCCUAAACACUCCUUUCAAAACCGCACAUUCUCACUUCACCAACGCAACUAACUCGUUUUCUCAACUCAUUCACUCGUUCAGAACUCACUCCACCGAGUUAACCCGGUCAGUGUUCCGGAAAUCGCAUUCUCUAUGUUCGGCGACAUUAUCACUCACCGACGAGAGAAAAGGCCUGUCUCUUUCUGCGGCGGAGGAGACUCAGUUGAAAACUCGACAGAAUGAAGAGAGAGUUUUGAUCAGUGAAGUGUUGGUUCGAAACAAGGACGGCGAAGAACUCGAGAGGAAGGACCUGGAAGCGGAAGCAGCUCAGGCUCUCAAAGCCUGUCGACCUAAUUCGGCUCUCACGGUUCGCGAGGUGCAAGAUGAUGUUCAUCGGAUCAUCAAUAGUGGAUACUUUUGUUCAUGCGUUCCGGUUGCAGUUGAUACGCGUGAUGGUAUUCGAUUGGUAUUUCAGGUAGAACCAAAUCAAGAGUUCCAAGGAUUGGUAUGUGAAGGAGCUAAUGUUAUUCCAGCCAAGUUUUUAGAGAACUCUUUUCGAAAUGGACAUGGGAAAGUUAUCAAUUUGAGGCGUUUGGAUGAGGCUAUAUCUUCUAUUAAUAACUGGUAUAUGGAGCGUGGUCUUUUUGCCAUGGUAUCAGCUGUUGAGAUUCUAUCCGGGGGUAUCCUAAGAUUACAAGUUUCAGAGGCCGAGGUCAAUAAUAUUUCCAUACGGUUUCUUGACAGGAAGACUGGUGAGACUACUGUUGGGAAGACAAAACCUGAAACAAUACUUCGGCAAAUUACAACCAAGAAGGGGCAGGUCUACAGCAUGCAUCAAGGAAAAAGAGAUGUAGAAACUGUAUUAACAAUGGGGAUCAUGGAAGAUGUUAGCAUUAUUCCCCAACCGGCAGAUACGGGGAAGGUUGACUUAGUGAUGAAUGUGGUGGAACGUCCUAGUGGAGGAUUUUCUGCUGGUGGUGGGAUAUCAAGUGGGAUUACAAGUGGUCCACUCAGAGGACUCAUUGGAAGCUUUGCGUAUUCUCAUAGGAAUGUUUUUGGGAGAAAUCAGAAACUCAAUAUUUCCUUAGAGAGGGGCCAGGUUGACUUAAUUGUUCGUGCAAACUACACUGACCCUUGGAUCCAAGGAGAUGAUAAGCGAACAUCUGGAACAAUAAUGAUUCAGAAUUCAAGAACGCCCGGAACAAUUGUUCAUGGUAAUCAGGAUGGUAGCAGUAACCUGACCAUUGGCCGCAUCACAGGUGGCAUAGAGUUGGGUCGACCCAUUAGGCCAAAGUGGAGUGGAACAGCCGGAUUGAUUUUCCAGCGCGCCGGAUGUGACAACAAUGGUAAUCCUAUCAUUAGAGAUACUUACAACAGUCCUCUUACUGCAAGUGGCAAUAACCAUGAUGAUACAUUGCUUGCUAAAGUUGAGACUGUUUACACUGGUUCUGGUGAACACGGGUCUUCUAUGUUUGUCCUAAACAUGGAACAGGGGCUUCCUGUUUUGUCUGAUUGGUUAUCCUUCACUAGGUUGAAUGCACGGGCUAGGAAGGGUAUUGAGAUUGGUCCUGCUCGUUUUAAUUUAAGUCUCUCCGGGGGCCAUGUGGUAGGCAAUUUCUCUCCCUAUGAAGCUUUUGCCAUUGGUGGAACAAAUAGUGUGAGAGGCUAUGAAGAAGGUGGUGUGGGUUCUGGUCGAUCGUAUGUUGUUGGCUCCGGAGAAGUUUCUUUUCCUAUGAUACGGCCAGUAGAAGGUGUCAUAUUUUCUGACUAUGGAACUGAUCUUGGAUCAGGCUCCACUGUCCCUGGCGACCCUGCUGGAGCGAGGAAUAAGCCUGGAAGCGGAUAUGGGUACGGGUUGGGCAUCCGUGUUGAUUCGCCUUUGGGUCCUUUGCGUCUUGAAUAUGCCUUUAAUGACAAGCAAGAGAAGAGGUUUCACUUUGGGGUUGGCUAUAGAAACUAAACGUCCUCUCAAGAUAAUUUACAGGAUUUGCAUGAUUAGUGGAAAGUGGAUCGGUCAUGUAGGUUUUUUACAUUAUAGGAUCGUGUGGAGAGAAAGAUGAAGCAUCAAAAAGGGUUCUGACUUCCUGAGUAGUAACCAACUAUUCAACAUUUGGACUACACCUGACUAGCUAGCUAGCUAGCAGUAGUGUAGAUGAUCAUCAACGUGUGAGCUGUUGCGAUCAGAGGUUAAUGAAUUAUUGGAUCCUUCAUUCCUACUGUAGUAGUAUAAUUGAUAAUUCUAUAUUUUUGUAACAAAUACACAUCAAGGAGUUAUAAUUUUAAAUAUAUUUAAUCCAUUUUUUGGAAGUCUGUUUGUUACUGUGACAGUCCUAAGAAACUCAAGUAAACAACUAAGGAAAAUACACAAGUUAUGAAGAACAUAGAGGUCCAUCACUAGACCACACUAUACUCGAGGCCCCUAAAUUAAAAGCAGAAAAGCAAAAAUUCUUUAAAGGGUUAAUUAUUUGCAAUAUUUCGCAUUUUAAAAUCAUAACCAGAUUUUUGGGGUCAUAAUUUCCCUUCUUUUUGUUUAACUUUUUGCUGGAAAAGUUAGAUACUUAGAUCCACUGUA